AUGACCAAAAUUCAUCAAAAGGCCAUUAUUAUUAUAGCUUUACCGAUUACUGAUCAAGAAAAUUAUUCAUCAGGUAGAGAUUCAUUAAUAAACUUGGUUUCAUAUUCUUCAGAAGAAAAACUUCCGGAUAAUCAUGGUGAUUUGGUUAUUGCCAACAUCACAAAUAAUAGCAACCUGAGUUACCAUCCAACUGGUUACAACUUUAAAACACGCAAUAUCAAACCAUUCAAUUAUUAUCCCAAAUUAAUCAAUUAUAAUAUUCGAACGUAUAAUUCUAAACAACCUUAUUAUUAUUAUUAUUAUAAUCCACUUACAUGGAAUUAUCAAAGGCCAAAUUUCAUGCGAGUAAUGAAACAACAUCAAUAUAUAAAUGAAAUUCCCAAAGAGCCAGCAUUCAAACCUAUGUAUGCAUCUAAAUAUCCGUAUGGAGUUCAUUAUUAUCAUUUUCCUAAAAAUUCUUCACUUUAUCGCCAACCUUCAAUGGCUAUAUACGAGAGGGAUUUUAAUAGUAUUAAUCAAUCUAUUCCAAUUGAUAAGAAAAAAUUGAAAUGGAACGUGAAUGAGAUUUAUCAAUUUACGACAAUUGGUUAUACUCAGAAAGCAGAUAAUAACACAGCUGGCAAUCCAAUUGAUAGUAAGGUAUUCAAUAAUGGACAAAAAGUAUCUACCAAUAGCACUCGACAAGAGCGUAAUGAUAGUCGCUGCCAAAAUUCUGAGAUUACGGAAGAUGAGCGGGCAGAAAUACUCGACUUGCACAAUAAAUACCGAUCCGAUUUGGCCAGUGGCAAAAUAAAAAACAAAAUCCAAAAUAUGCCUAAUGGAAACAAUAUUCGUAAAAUGGUUGACGGCCAUAUGAAAAGGGCAGCGACUGCUUGGUGGGAGGAAGUCGAGUUAAUGACAACCACUGUUGAAUUCACUACAAAGGCUCGAAAAGUUGGAAAAAUUGGUCAUUUUACUCAGAUGGCAUGGGCAGAGACAUAUAAACUUGGUUGUGGACUUGCUUUUUGUGUUAGCCCACUUUCACCAAAUGAAUUGAAUGAAUUAAGAAUGCAGCAUUUUGGAUUGACCGAAAAAUACGUGCAGAAAUAUUGGAUUUAUGUUGUAUGCCACUAUAAUCCACCUGGAAAUGUAAUGGAGCGAAAAAUAUAUGAAGAAGGAGCUCCUUGUUCCAAAUGUCAGCAACGGUACAAUACUUUAAAAUGCAAAGAUAAUCUGUGUGUUGGAGGUGAAGAAGGUAAUUAUAAUGAAGCAGAUUAUUCGGAUACUUGUAAGGACUUUUUUGGUGAUUGCGGCCAUGCGCGAUACGCAUUUUCUUGCGAAACAGAAAGAAUGAAGAAAAAGUGUAGUAAAACUUGUGGAUACACGAAAAGGAUUACACAUUGUGCAAAUCAGUAA
Messenger RNA from Dracunculus medinensis (Guinea worm), 1395 nucleotides. Lineage: Eukaryota; Metazoa; Nematoda; Chromadorea; Rhabditida; Dracunculidae. The record is from the annotation of a GenBank genome assembly.